This is a messenger RNA of Penicillium manginii, 1644 nucleotides long. Its product is annotated as WD40 repeat domain-containing protein. The coding region runs from base 1 to 1644 and encodes 547 amino acids. The transcript is spliced from 5 exons. The record is from RefSeq and is a predicted model, not a curated record. Gene Ontology annotation, molecular function: protein binding; transcription corepressor activity. Gene Ontology annotation, biological process: regulation of transcription by RNA polymerase II. NCBI's taxonomy places the organism in Eukaryota, Fungi, Ascomycota, Eurotiomycetes, Eurotiales, Aspergillaceae. Gene Ontology annotation, cellular component: Set3 complex.
AUGGCACAACCCGACCUUACCUCCCAUCACGUCAACUACUUAAUAUGGCGGUAUCUUCAAGAAUCAGGUCAUGGUGAUGCUGCUGUCUCACUGCAGCGCGCAUGGUUCCCGGAUCCGCAGAGUCUUCCCUUUGCGCGCCACAUCAAGACCCAUGCUCUCGUCUCGCUGGUCCAAAAGGGCCUGCAGUACCACGAACUGGAAUCCUCGCUUGACAAGCCGUUCGAGGCCAGUGCCUUGAAGCGCCGGGAUGACGAUGGCACAGACCAUCCGGCGGAGCCCGCGCGUGACCGCACAACCAAUGGACACUCACUUGAUUCCAGGUCGCGCAAGGAGACGAAUGGCGAUGAGUCUAUGGAAGUCGACGAUGAGAGCAAAGGCUCGGUGGAUGGCGACGGAGAUAUCUCCCCCGCCAAGGCCGCCGAUUUGGCGCCCGACACCGCCCUCCUGCAUGCCCAGGAUCACGUGCUCACCACUCGCUGGCGCCCCCGGGAUUCGACCCUACUUGUCGCUGCUGGCGAUACCUUUUGUAGCUUAUGGAAGCUAUCAUUAUCCUCGCCCCCGGAACAGAAUCGUUUUCUAGACCUGAAAGGUACCAAUGCCUAUGUAUCCGGCGUGGCCUGGGAUGCCCUCGGCUCCAAAUUAGCCGUGGCCACUAUCCGCGAUACGGAGAAGGGGGCGAUUACCAUGUAUAAUCCCGAAGGUAAUGUUGUGGAUCUCCUGCCUGAUCUCCCCCGUUUGAUCAAUGGUCUGCAUUGGUCAAAAGAUAGUCCACAGUUGGUCGUUGUGGCGUCCGAUGAACGAUCCUCGGAAUUGGCUCUUUGGGAUGACAGCCGCCGGCCGGAUGUGUACCCUCCACCACAGGCCAUCGACAGUCACGUCUACGAAUUGGCCUGGUGCGGACGCAAUCUGGUUUUCGCAUGCGGAGAUGGGGCUGUCUACCAAUGUGAGGUGGACGAUAACAUCCGCCUGACAAAAACCUACAAUUCUCGGGACACCGACACCGCUUGGACUUUUGUUCGUUCCGUUCAUACAUCAUCAUACUCUGUUGCAGUUGCCGCAAGCUCUACGAAUUGCUCGAUUUGGAUUCCGACACAUGAUAUUUUGAUCGAAAAUCCCCACCAAGAUGCAAUCACUGCAAUUGAUAUUCGACCUGCUGAACACCAUUCACAACAAAAUUCCACAAUCACAAUCGCCUCUUUUUCAACCGAUAACUUUGUCCAUGUCUGGGAAGUGGACCUUGACUCGAAACAACAUAAACGCAUCCAUCGCCUACGCCUAGGGUCAUCAACCCCUGCUUUAGCUGGCAGCUUCUCGCCGGACGGAUAUGCUCUCUGUGCAGUCAGUGAACAGAAGCUCCUCAUUUGGAAUGCCGAGCGCGGCGGGGAGCCCAUGGCUAUAUGGAUGGCCCCCGGCCCAGAACAAGUCAAGGAAGACCCCGAUCACCCCACGAAUGGACAGAAUGGUCACGCAGCAACGGCCCCCAAUCGAGAUCUAUCUUGGGAUCACGACGGCAAAAAGCUUGCGUAUGGCUUCGGCGAUCAGGUAAUACGCACUUCCCCUAGGCAAAUUAUGCCGAAGCUAACUCUUCUAGAUGGCCAUCAUCAAUCUUCAGCGGUGACUAGGGUAGCUGGCUCUCCCAUUUAA